Molecule: messenger RNA, 585 nt
Organism: Symbiodinium sp. CCMP2456
Lineage: Eukaryota; Dinophyceae; Suessiales; Symbiodiniaceae
Source: the annotation of a GenBank genome assembly
AUGAACAGAUCUCCAGUCGAACUGUCGCCGCAAGGCCCUGCAAACGUUACCCGCGUAAGGAAACGAACGGAGGCCCUGUUUUGCACCCAGAUCCCCGAGGUCGACCUGGACGCGUGGUUCAAGCUAGACAGGAUCGAGGCGUAUAAGGAUGGAGAGGCGGUGAUGAGCCUUUUGUUCUCUCUGACUCCUUGUUUCUUCGGACAUUCUCACACUCAUGUGGGUGUCCGGAAGCAGCGGCGAACUAUGGUGCCUCUCUGCGCCCUCCGCCGGCCUCUACUCGCGGGUGAUCACGUGCAAGCCUUCUUCGCGAAGAGCACCAAGAGGUCCUCUCAAAUGCAAGCCUCUGAAAGGGAAGAGUCAGAAGGUCCGUCGGCCGCCAGCACUGCGAGGAAGGGCGAGUGGGUCAACGCGCUGGUUCUGCAGCCACCAGCAAUCCACCUCUCCGCGCAUGCCACAACGUUUCACAUUCUCUUGGAGGAAGAGCGAGAACCUGGUCGGGGCCGGCGGUAUGACAUGAUGCUGUCACAGCUGCAGCGCCGUUACCUGCAGGGCGACCAGGCCUUUUGGCGUUUAAGUCGAGUCUAA